GAAUACCAGAGCCUGUCUAUUAGACAUUCUCUGAGAAUACCUUUAUGUUGAAGUUAAACAUUUUACGUUGCGUAAAGUACCUGGAAAUUGAAUGCUUUUAUCUGGCCAUCUAGCUAGUUACAAUCUAUUGCUUGAUACAAUGAGCUAAUGUGUCGUCCUUUUUAACAAUUAGAAAUGCUAGCCAGUUAGUUUAGCUAGAGCUAGCUAAGUAACGUUAGCUACCCAGCUAGCUAGGCUAGCUAACUUGGUACAGUGAUAUCGUUCCUGCUAACAUUUGAAGAUGUAUACUUUACUAUCUGGCCUGUAUAAGUACAUGUUCCAAAAGGACGAAUACUGUAUAUUAAUACUUGGGUUGGACAAUGCAGGGAAAACGACCUUUCUGGAACAGACCAAGACCAGGUUCAGCAAGAAUUACAAAGGAAUGAAUCUCUCCAAAAUCACUACGACAGUUGGUCUGAACAUUGGGACAAUCGAUGUAGGAAAAGCUCGUUUGAUGUUUUGGGAUCUUGGAGGGCAAGAGGAACUGCAGUCUCUAUGGGACAAAUACUAUGCAGAAUCCCAUGGAGUGAUCUAUGUGAUAGACUCAACUGAUGAGGAGCGACUGUCAGAAUCAAAAGAUGCCUUUGAGAAAAUGAUCAGCAGUGAGGUUUUGGAAGGUGUCCCACUCCUUGUGCUGGCUAACAAGCAGGAUGUAGAGAACUGUAUGUCGGUGCCAGACAUUAAAACAGCUUUUAGCGACUGUGCUCCUAAAAUCGGGAAAAGAGAUUGUUUGGUGCAGCCGUGUACUGCCCUAACAGGGGAUGGUGUGAAUGAAGGUAUUGAGUGGAUGGUGAAGUGUGUCGUCAGAAACAUCCACCGGCCACCAAGACAGAAGGACAUCACAUAAAGCAAGCAACAACUGUCCACCGCCAGCCAAUAUAGAACUCUUAUACCAGACGGUCACUUUGCUACUGAGUGACAAAAUGCAAAGAAAGACAUUCAAAUUAUACUCCGGUGUCAAACUUUUCCCCCUUUGUCAUUUUUGGAGUGGAUGCAGAUGAACAAUGUUAUCUCUCACAUAAGUUUGCAUUAUAAUUUACACACCUACAGUAUAUGAGAGUUUCAUUGUGUUUUUUAUUGUGACUUGGGUGAGAGGCAAGUAGUACGUGAAGUUCACUGCUUUUCGUGAAACUAGUUGUUCUUUUCAUGGACAGUUUCUCUCUACAAGUAUUCUGUCUGAUCAUGUGGUCCCAGUUGAUAGAUGGAGGACCAGCAGCAGUGAUCUGGCCGACGGUUCCCAAAUCUGUCAUUGGGAACAACAUUAUUCCAUUUAAAACUAUUGUUGAAUUUGAUAUUCAGAUGUAAACUAUUAUAUGGGUGGUGUUAGGCAAUAUGUGAGGAUACUUGAGAUGAAGUUUCAUGUACUUGGGACUGUACCUUGUAGGGGCUUCCCCAUCUCGUAGGGAACAUGUUGAAAGACACAUUUUAUAUUGGUAUUCAAAUCUGAUUGUAGUGAAUAUAUUUCUACACUGCCUAACUUGACUUAUGUCAAUUAAGAAUGUAUAUGAUGACAACAAAUUAUUAAAGUGAAUUAAGCAAAUUAAGUAUUAAACCAAAAUUUCUUGUUUUGCUCCACG
Osmerus eperlanus (European smelt) is the source of this 1616-nucleotide messenger RNA. It is a transcript of the gene arfrp1, whose product is annotated as ADP-ribosylation factor related protein 1. The record is from RefSeq and is a predicted model, not a curated record. Gene Ontology annotation, cellular component: Golgi apparatus. NCBI's taxonomy places the organism in Eukaryota, Metazoa, Chordata, Actinopteri, Osmeriformes, Osmeridae. Gene Ontology annotation, biological process: protein localization to Golgi apparatus; intracellular protein transport; Golgi to plasma membrane protein transport. The transcript is spliced from 7 exons. The coding region runs from base 281 to 886 and encodes 201 amino acids. Gene Ontology annotation, molecular function: GTPase activity; GTP binding.